CCUAGAAGAAGACACCACCGCAACUUCGUCUCCUCGCUGGAACUCCCACCUCUCGCUUUGAGCGACAUCUUCCCGCCAAGCUUCUCCAUGAUGCAGAAAGAUAUGGAGGAGUCUGCUAGGCUGUUGGAAGAUGGUUGUGAGACUGAGACGCAUUCCUCCUCUGGCAUUGUUCCUCAAUUCGAACAGCCGCAGCAAGAGAAUUGGCCCAAUUUCGCCAACAACGAUAUCAUGCGACAGCACUCCGAUAUCCAAGAUGCUAAAGCCCAUAAACUGCUCAGCGAUAAGGCACUCCUAUUUCUUGAGCAGUUGGACAAUGCACUUCAAGGACAUGAUGAUUCAUUAAAGUUUUGCAAGUCAUCAGUGGAGCCUAUGGGUGAAGAGAGUGAUCAUGUUCACAUUAUCGCUCUAUUAGAUGCCCUUGGGUUUCCCAUUCGUGUUGUAUACCUUGACCGUAGUUCGUGCGAUACCGGUGAAGUUACUGUAAAUCAUCAUGAUUUCGUGCCUGCUUCUACCGGUGAUCCUCCAAAGGUUACUAAAGACACUAACAAACCUUUUAUCACAUUGUUGUACCGCCCAGGUCACUAUGACAUUCUCUACCCAAAGUGA
Linum tenue is the source of this 606-nucleotide messenger RNA. The record is from the annotation of a GenBank genome assembly. NCBI's taxonomy places the organism in Eukaryota, Viridiplantae, Streptophyta, Magnoliopsida, Malpighiales, Linaceae.